AUUAUUUUGUGAUUGGAUUUUCAAUGCGAUGUACUAAAUGAAUUUUAACGUUUAAAAGGUAAAAUUACUAAAUAGUAUUUAAAGGCCUCUUCACAAUCCAAGUGACAUACAAACAAGUUUUUGCUAGGCCUUGAACCUAGUGCCUCGAAACAAGCUUUCACCGUCAAGUUUUCAUUAGUGGGCUUGUUUUGUAUAUUAAGACAGCCACAAUGUCUAAGCCUGUCCCACGUGACAAGAAAUCCGCAAGAAAGGCCAGCAUGUCGUGCAGUGUUCUAAACGGCUCAGAUGAGGCAGAUCGACACAUGGGGUUAAUGGAAGAGCUAGUGAAUCAAGCUAUUAAACAGUUACGUCCAGAGUUUCAGAAGUUGGCGAUGGAAGCAGCUGAAAGCGUUCUAGACGCUAACUUGAUCCGGGUCAAGCAAUUGGAAGAAGAGGUUGCGGUCAAAGAAAGCCAACUGACGCUUCUUGAAAACGAAAAGAAACGUCUUCAAAAAGAAUUGGAAGAAACGAAAUUAUCCAAACACGAAGUACAGGCUAAGAUUAAAGGUGUAGAAGAUCAAAUACACGCACUAGAAGGUCAAAUUGGUGGACUGAGGUCACAACUGAAACAGACAGAAGAAGCGCUUCGUAGAGAAAGAGCAAAAGCCGCGGAUGCGGAGUGCAAGAAACAUGAAGACAGUGAGAGACUUAGAAAAGAGAGUGAACAGAUAAAGAAAAAAAUGAAUGAAAUGAAGGCUCAUAUUGGCAGGAAAAUUGCUGUGAAAAAUGUGAAUGAAAGACUAGCAAAAGAUCGGGAGAAACAGUUAAUGGAGGAAAACGAAGAGUUGAAACGAGAACUUGAGAAGUUGAAGAAGGAAAAGACAACUGGUCGAAGACUGAGCAAUGCGAAAUGAAGCUUCUGAUUUGUUUCUGAAAUUUAAAGGAUCGAGACCAGAUAUUGUGUUUUAAAGUUUUCAAAAUCAUGUGUAUUUAAUGCCGUGUAUUGCUUAAUAAUAUACUACUAGUCCAAGGCUGAACUAUUUGUUGAUACUUAGGCGAUAUGAUAAAGCAAUUAACCACUUCAUACCUAUAUGUACAAGCAUAUGGCAGUUCCUAGCAAGAACAUCCAGAGUAUCGGUGAACCAAUCACUUAAAGCAUAUGUUCGGUUAAUGAUCAUAUAUUAAUGGCUUCAAAUGUACAUUGUAUUUACAAUAUAUGCAAGGUGUUGCUGAAAGACAAUGACGAGGCAUUUAAACAACAACAACAACAACAAUAACAACAACAUGAUUUCGUCAGCUCCGACGAGACUUGAUAUUCACAGGGUUCUUGA
Molecule: messenger RNA, 1310 nt
Organism: Mya arenaria
Lineage: Eukaryota; Metazoa; Mollusca; Bivalvia; Myida; Myidae
Product: golgin subfamily A member 6-like protein 7
Exons: 6
Coding region: 210-893 (227 amino acids)
Source: RefSeq, a predicted model, not a curated record